GUUUUUUCUUGUGCGUUCAAUUUUCGACCAACGUACUAGGGAUACAAUUUAUCAGUUUAUUUUCUUCUGCUAAAGUAGCAUGGGAGUGGAAAAGUUCUUUUUUCUGGCUAGUACUAAUUUAUUUUACCAGUUUACCUGAGUUAUUGGAUUUUUGUGAAUCAUAAAUGAUACGAAGACAUCUAUGUUAUAAUAAUCAAAACGCACAAUGGCAGGACCUGUAGACACAAGAAAGCGAUCUCGCGAAGAGGAACAGAACGAAUUCAUGCCUCUAUCGAAACGGAUUAACAAUUUGCAUCUUAACAAUAACCAAAACAGUAUUGGGAGUGUGUUGUCCGAGCAAGUAGUAGGAGCUUGUGUGCCUUUUGUGACAAGCCAGAUCCAGCAACAUGAAUGUGUGCCCCACCAAUGUCAUCACCUGCACGGCACGGCAACAUCUUGUUCUAUUAAUCUGCACAACAAUCAUCACCUCAUCACAGCUAUGGCUGCUUGCGGUUCCAACAGCAACAGUAACAGCAGCAGUAGCAACGGUAGCAGUAACGGGUCACUUGGAAUCCCAGCCAACAGUGGUAGCACCAGUCCAGCAUCAACGAUUUCGAUCAACGGAGAAAUUCUAGGCGAAUAUUGCCCAGUGUUAAGUGCUGAAGAAAAUCCCCAUUACUUUACGAAAAAUAAGGUCCUAUACGAACUGUAUGUUGAGCGUAUGAACAGACUGCAAUAAGAGAGAAUGUAACCGCAAUUGCAUAUGGUCUUUUGAACUGAUGUGUAAUGCUUUAAUUAGCUCUCCAUCAGACGAAUCGUAUUUUUAUAACUUUAUUCAUCAAGACAGAUUUGAAAAACAUACAAGCUUUUGUGUCUGCAGCGAGGCCAUUUGUUAGGAUUUAUGAACCCCAUAAAAAAACCAAAAGAUAAUAAGAGAAAAUUGGUGAUAAAAAUAAAAUUGAAUCGUUAAGUCAUAAAACAACCAAAUUUCGACCAC
Molecule: messenger RNA, 976 nt
Organism: Anopheles nili
Lineage: Eukaryota; Metazoa; Arthropoda; Insecta; Diptera; Culicidae
Exons: 3
Coding region: 206-718 (170 amino acids)
Source: RefSeq, a predicted model, not a curated record